Molecule: messenger RNA, 1088 nt
Organism: Nicotiana tabacum (common tobacco)
Lineage: Eukaryota; Viridiplantae; Streptophyta; Magnoliopsida; Solanales; Solanaceae
Source: RefSeq, a predicted model, not a curated record
AUGACCACGAAGAAGUAUGUUGCCCAUUUUGAAGAUCCACAAAGGAGGAGGAAUGUUACUCUUUUGGUCUCUACCGGAUGCAACUUGCUAUCCCGACCGGUAGAUCUUGCUAAUUAUCAGAAGCUUUUGGCUUCAGAGAAGGACUUUGAAAAGAUUCAGGCACUCUCGGGGGAGUAUUUGUUGAACAACGCCAUGCACAAUGCUGCAGCGGCCAACUUUCUUGCGUCCGAGGGCCUUCAGAUGUUUAUUCGUGAAAAGGAAGAGAUUACCUCCGCACAGGAUCAGGUUUUGGCAGAGCAGGAGCAACAUGUCACUCGCCUUUCGGAACUGGAGGCCAAAGCUACUGAGGUUGUUGUAUUGGAGGCUCGUUUGCGGCAAAGAAAUCAAGAAGUGGUAACCCUUAGUCAAGAAAUUGGCCCGCUGAGGGUUAGAUUUGACAAAGCCAGGGCCAAAUGGGCUGAAGUCCAUAACGUCGUUCUUGCUGCAACCGAACGCAAGGCUGCCUCUGCUGAAAGAGUGAUCAACUUAAAGGCAGACUUGAACUCCAAAAUUGAAGAGCUUGCUACUACUGGGGCGAAACACGCCCAGCUGGAAAAGAUGUACAGGAAAACUAUCGAGCAUCUUAGGCUUUUUAGUUCAACUGUACAUGACCUUGAUGUUAGCUUCAAAUCUGCUAGGUCCAUCCGAGAAAACCUUUCUGCCGAGGUAACCCAACUCAAAGAAGAACUUAAGCACCGAGUGUCUUCCCUCGUUAUUGAGAAAACUUAUGCUAUGUACAGUAUGAGGAGAAAAACGUUGGAAGAGGCCAAGUUGGUGUCAUUGAUUUUGAUGCCAAAAUUGCUAAGGUCCAUGAGCUUGAGUUAGUUGCUAAAAGUGGACUCCCAACGAGGUUUGAUGCACCUGGUCCUUCAGGUUCCAGUUCUGAGUUCUCGGGAACUGAAAAAGAAUCAAAGGAUGAUGAUGUUGAAGGCUAAACUGAUGAAAAUGUUGAACCAUCGAUGGGUCCGUCUACUUCUUCCGGGGGCGCGGACACUUCUCUUCCUCCUGGUACCGGAAAUACUAUUGUUUAGCUUUUCUUUUCAUUUUCC